GUUCGAGUGCGUUAUGGUUGGUUGAAUGACUUUCCUGGCAUUUAUGGCAAUUUCUUGGUGGAAAUUACAUGUGAAUUAUGUUCAGACUGUUUGACCACUGAAUGAUCACAAGAAAAAUGAGUUCCAAUUCCAAAGCAGCCGAGUUGAACCGACCACUCUCACUUCACCUUUUAUAUAAUCCUCUUCUUUUCUCCACAAACUAAACUCAACAACAACAAGAACAACCCUUUCUCAGUUGCAGCAGAAAGAUGGAGAAAGCUCUCAAUAGACAGAAAAUUCUGCUCCAUCAUUUGAAACCCACUUCUUCUUUCUCAUUUUCCUCUGGAACCCAUGAAUCUUCUGCUCUUUCUGCUUCGGUAUGUGCAGCUGGUGACAGUGCGGCUUACCAUCGGGCAUCUGCGUUUGGAGACGAUAUAGUGAUUGUGGCGGCUUACCGGACUCCAAUUUGCAAAGCUAAGCGAGGAGGGUUUAAGGAUACUCCAGCUGAUGAUUUACUUGCAGUUGUUUUAAAGGCCAUGAUAGAGAAAACAAAUCUGGACCCAAGUGAAGUUGGGGAUAUAGUUGUUGGUACUGUUUUGGCACCUGGUUCACAAAGAGCAACAGAGUGCAGAAUGGCAGCAAUCUAUGCUGGUUUUCCUGAUACGGUGCCAAUCAGAACUGUCAACAGGCAAUGUUCAUCUGGUCUCCAAGCAGUUGCUGAUGUUGCUGCUUCAAUAAAAGCAGGAUUUUAUGACAUUGGCAUUGGAGCUGGAGUGGAGUGUAUGACAGUAGACAAUAUUAGCAGAGUCAGGAACAUGAACCCAAAACAGGUAGACACCUUUGCACAAGCCCGAGAUUGUCUUCUUCCAAUGGGUAUUACUUCUGAAAAUGUUGCACAUCGCUAUGGCAUAACUAGGCAAGAGCAAGACCAGGCUGCUGUCAAUUCUCAUAGGCGUGCUGCUGCAGCAACCGCGUCUGGUAAAUUCAAAGAUGAAAUUAUCCCGGUUUCUACCAAGAUUGUGGACCCAAAAACUGGAGAGGAGAAGAGCAUAACAAUUUCUGUGGAUGAUGGAAUCCGGCCAAAUACAAACUUGAGUGCUUUGGCAAAGCUGAAGCCAGCCUUCAAGAGUGAUGGGUCUACAACUGCAGGGAAUUCAAGCCAGGUGAGUGAUGGGGCUGGAGCAGUUCUCCUGAUGAAGAGAAGCUUGGCUAUGCAGAAGGGAUUUCCUAUCCUUGGUGUCUUCAGGAGUUUUUCUGUUGUUGGUGUGGAUCCUGCUGUAAUGGGCAUAGGUCCAUCUGUUGCAAUCCCAGCUGCAGUGAAGUCUGCUGGUCUUGAACUUGAUAACAUCGACUUGUUCGAGAUUAAUGAGGCUUUUGCAUCUCAAUAUGUAUACUGCAUUAAGAAACUGGGGCUUGAUCCUGAGAAAGUCAAUGUCAAUGGAGGCGCCAUUGCCUUUGGCCAUCCUUUAGGCGCAACAGGUGCCCGCUGUGUUGCAACUUUGCUUAACGAGAUGAAGCGUCGUGGGAAAGACUCUCGUUUUGGUGUCGUUUCGAUGUGCAUAGGGACUGGCAUGGGAGCUGCAGCUGUGUUGGAAAGAGGGGACUCAGUUGAUGAGCUAUGCAACGCUAGAGCAGUUCAAGGUUAUCGAUCAUCUCUUGGUGGUUAGAUUCAUUUUGUUAUGGUACCCCUAAGAUUGUAAUUUUAGUAAGCAAUGGAUGGUUAUAAUCAUAUUAAAAAUUUCAAUAAAAAUAAUGAAGUUGGCAAACUAA
Humulus lupulus (European hop) is the source of this 1749-nucleotide messenger RNA. Its product is annotated as 3-ketoacyl CoA thiolase 1, peroxisomal-like. Gene Ontology annotation, molecular function: acetyl-CoA C-acyltransferase activity. The record is from RefSeq and is a predicted model, not a curated record. The coding region runs from base 249 to 1646 and encodes 465 amino acids. Gene Ontology annotation, biological process: phenylacetate catabolic process; fatty acid beta-oxidation. Gene Ontology annotation, cellular component: peroxisome. The transcript is spliced from 14 exons. NCBI's taxonomy places the organism in Eukaryota, Viridiplantae, Streptophyta, Magnoliopsida, Rosales, Cannabaceae.